Molecule: messenger RNA, 442 nt
Organism: Sus scrofa (pig)
Lineage: Eukaryota; Metazoa; Chordata; Mammalia; Artiodactyla; Suidae
Source: RefSeq, a predicted model, not a curated record
AUGAGACGAUGAUGGCCCUGUGGAGAGUGCAAGCCCUGCCUGAAACAGACCUGCAUGAAGUUCUACGCGCGUGUCUGCAGGAGCGGCUCGGGACUGGUUGGCCACCAGCUCGAGGAGUUCCUGAACCAGAGCUCCCCCUUCUACUUCUGGAUCAACGGUGACCGCAUCGACUCCCUGAUGGAGAAUGACCGCCAGCAGAGCCACGUGAUGGACAUCAUGGAGGACAGCUUCAACCGGCGUCCAACAUUAUGGAUGAGCUCUUCCAGGACCGCUUCUUUAACCGGGAGCCUUUCGACACUCAGUUCUUCUCACCCUUUGGCUCAUCCCACAGGGGCUCGCUCUUCUUCAACCCCAAGUCCCGCUUCGCCCGGAACAUCAUGCCUUUCCCCCUGUUCACAGACCUGAAUUACCAUGACAUGUUCCAGCCCUUCUUCGACAUGAU